UUUUGUGUGAUAGUGAUGGCACUAAUCGAAGAAAACCCUUACACCAAGGCUUUAAAAAUGAAUAAACAGUGGGAGAACAUACACGGAUAUGUGCAAGUUAGGCCAGGAGCAUACAUGUUUUACUGGUUCUUCUACGCAAAUGGGACCAAAAUUGACGCGAAUCGCAAACCCGUCAUAAUAUGGAUUCAAGGGGGACCGGGAUUUGCAGCGAGCGGUGUGGGCAACUUCGCAGAAAUGGGACCUUUUCAUAUGGAUUUGACACCACGCAAUCAUACUUGGGUGAAAGGAAGGAAUGUACUGUUCUUAGACCAUCCUGUCGGCACUGGAUUUAGUUACGUUACAAAUAGUUCAUUACACGCCAAAACUGAUCGAGAUAUGGCAAUGGAUUUAGCAAGAGCAAUAAAAGUAUUUUACAGGAGAUACAAAGAAUUCCGCAAGACACCGACGUAUUUGUUCAGUCAAAGUUAUGGCGGUAAACUUUGUCCACGUUUGGCAUAUUAUUUACACACGGCAAUCGAGAACAAGAGCCUGAAAUUGAAUUUUAAAGGAAUCGGUAUUGGCGGAGGUUGGGUUGAUCCUAGAGAAAGCAUUUUAGUGCAGCCGAAGUUUUUAUAUCUCUCGGGGGUGAUAGAUCGAAAUUUAUAUCUCUCUUCUUCGCGGGUAGCCAAGAAGCUAGCUCAUUACAUACAAGAAGAGGAAUAUUUCCAAGCGGAUAUUUUCGACGAUAUUUUGUUCAGGACUCUUAACAAGCAAGGCGAAUUAAAUUUCAACAACGUGUAUGCUCCCAGUCCAUACCCAGCACUUGAUGAGUUACAAGACAAAAUGAAUAAAUACAUAAAAUAUACUUUGCCAGAAGUUAACGCGACGAGAAAGUGGGUGUAUUUAUCGCUACCUCCAUACAAUAGUUUGAAACGAAGCUUCUUAGUUCCUUCGGUAUCCUUCUUAGAAGCUCUAUUGAAUAAGACGAAGUUGAAGAUAGCAAUCUAUAAUGGGAACUUGGACGUUGUCACUCCGUUAGGUGGCGCUUGCAGUUGGGUCCACAAAUUAAAAUGGCAUGGAGCUGCGGAAUUUGCCACUGCUAAACGGCACCAUAUCCGUGGAAAUAGAAACGGAUAUUAUAAAGAGAUGAACAGACUAAGUUUUUGGUGGGUCUUCGGAGCUGGUCAUUGGAUUCCUGAAGAAAACCCAGAAGCUAUGGAGCACAUAUUGGAUUACGUUAUGGCAGAAGACGUAGUGAAACCUCCAACGUAAGAACAACUUUAAAAACGCUUAUAUGAAAUUAUCUUGAAAUAUUCAAAUUUAAGAUUUUUAAGCACCGCCAUUAACUGUGUAAAUUAAAAUUUUUACAUAUUUUAACUGAAUUAUAUAAGUCGUCGGUAAACUAUUGAGAUUAACUCUUUACCUGACUGCGAAAGAGAGUUUGUAUUAUCUGUCGCUCAAUUGUCAAUGUUUUGGAUAAGAUUCUUGUCUUAUUUAAAUAAUUUCAUAAAAUAUGCGAUACGACUCGUACUAUAUUAUUUAAAACAUAAGUUCGUAUUUAUUUUAUGUUUAGAUAUUUUGUAGGAACACGUUAAGUUAACGCCAUGCUUAAUUUAUUCUUAUGUAGAGUAAGAGUAACUUAACUAAAGACGCUGUAAUAAUUCCCCGUAGCUUUGCCUGUGUAAUUUAAAUUAGCAAACAUUACUUCAAUCUUGAAACAAUUCUUAUGUUUGUGAACGUAAACGUACGUUAUCUUUGCAGUGUUUUUAAGAUUUGAAAAGUGUAUGUUAAGAUAUUCCAUAUUUUUACAAGAAUAAAUAAAAAUCAACAUGUAUGUUAAA
This is a messenger RNA of Helicoverpa zea (corn earworm), 1820 nucleotides long. Its product is annotated as retinoid-inducible serine carboxypeptidase-like. Gene Ontology annotation, molecular function: serine-type carboxypeptidase activity. NCBI's taxonomy places the organism in Eukaryota, Metazoa, Arthropoda, Insecta, Lepidoptera, Noctuidae. The transcript has 11 exons. Gene Ontology annotation, biological process: proteolysis. The record is from RefSeq and is a predicted model, not a curated record. Bases 16 to 1251 code for a protein of 411 amino acids.